GGUUUCAGGACAUUUCAAGACCUGCUUCCCGUCAUUUGUUCUUCACCAAAGUGCUGUGGAACCAAGUUAUGUCCACUGCUGCUCUAGUAAGCCUGGUCAGAAACGGAGGGCACCAAGCGAGGAGGGUGCUGCUGACAUCCUGCCUCCUCCAAGACGACAGCCGGUGGACAGCUGUGUGCCAGAGUUCCACUACUGACCGCAGAGCGUCCCGCUUUGACCUGGAUGGGAGCGGCCGUCCUGCCACCUGGGACUCCUUUGGCAUUUGGGAUAACCGCAUCGACGAGCCCAUCCUUCUCCCGCCAAGCAUCAAAUAUGGGAAGCCGAUCCCCAAGGUCAGCCUGUCGAAUGUGGGCUGUUCCAGCCAUAUUGGGAAGCGAAAAGAAAACGAAGACCGCUUUGAUUAUGCCCAGCUGACCGACGAUGUCCUGUAUUUUGCUGUUUAUGACGGGCACGGAGGGGUGGCAGUAGCCGACUUCUGCAAUAAGUAUAUGCAAAAGUAUAUCAAAGAAUUCCUUGCUGGGGAGCGGAACAUGGAAAUAGCAUUGUUCAAAGCUUUUGUAGAAAUAGAGAAAGCAUAUGAACGGCAUGCUCACUUAUCUGCUGAUGCUACCUUGCUGAGUGCUGGGAGCACGGCAACCGUGGCCCUGCUGAGGGACGGGAUAGAGCUGGUGGUGGCCAGCGUCGGUGACAGCCGUGCCCUUCUGUGUCGCAAGGGGAAAGCUCUGAAGUUGACCAUUGAUCACACUCCUGAGAGGAAGGACGAGAAACAAAGAAUCAAGAAAGCUGGUGGCUUUGUUGCCUGGAACAGCUUAGGACAGCCUCAUGUGAAUGGCAGACUUGCAAUGACCCGGAGCAUUGGUGACUUGGAUCUUAAGAAACAUGGUGUGAUUGCAGAACCAGAAACGAAAAGGAUUCAGCUCCAACAUGCGAGUGACAGCUUCUUGGUCCUCACCACAGACGGCAUCAACUUCAUGGUGAACAGCCAAGAGAUCUGCGACUUUGUUAGCCAGUGUCAUGAUCCUACCGAAGCAGCUCAUGUUAUUACUGAGCAGGCCGUACAAUACGGGACGGAAGAUAACAGUACUGCCAUUGUUGUGCCCUUUGGAGCCUGGGGCAAGUACAAAAACUCGGAGAUCAGCUUCUCGUUCAGCCGGAGCUUCGCCUCGAGUGGGAGAUGGGCGUGAGGGUCUUCUGGAGCCGUGCGUUGAACGUGCUGUGAUGUGGGAGGCACACAAGAAGAGAGCUGACCUGUAGAUAGGCCAACACAACUGUCUCGUCCAUCUUUCUUCCCAGCCUAGCGCUUUCCAUUUGGGUAGCAGACUGUUGUCAUGGCGUUGCCUUUUAAUCCACAGGCCAUUAACUGCUUAUUUUAAUCCAACAACUUUCCCUUACUCUUUCGUCAAGGGGUAGAGAAAGAUCCUGGUUCUGUGGUCGGCAUCCGCCUAUGGAUUU
Molecule: messenger RNA, 1452 nt
Organism: Heteronotia binoei (common prickly gecko)
Lineage: Eukaryota; Metazoa; Chordata; Lepidosauria; Squamata; Gekkonidae
Gene: PPM1K
Product: protein phosphatase, Mg2+/Mn2+ dependent 1K
Exons: 6
Coding region: 69-1184 (371 amino acids)
Biological process (GO): protein dephosphorylation
Molecular function (GO): cation binding; protein serine/threonine phosphatase activity
Source: RefSeq, a predicted model, not a curated record